This is a messenger RNA of Linum tenue, 771 nucleotides long. The record is from the annotation of a GenBank genome assembly. Lineage: Eukaryota; Viridiplantae; Streptophyta; Magnoliopsida; Malpighiales; Linaceae.
AUGGAAGAACUGGAGCUCCAAAACUACCAAAACCUCGACACGUCGUCAUCAUCCUCCGCCUCCCCACGGCUAAAGCUCUUCGGCUUCAACGUCUCCUCAUCGUCUAAUUACCCAGAAGAUUAUAAUUACAACCAUAAUUACAACAGCUAUUACGAUGAAGACCACCACCAUCAGCACCAAAUCAACGCUGUAGCUGAAUCACUAGAAUCCAGCUGCUGCCCCUCUUCCACCUCGGGCCCACCAGAUCCGCCGCCGACGGCGGCGGACGGCGGAGGGAACGGCAGGAAGUACGAGUGCCAGUACUGCUGCAGGGAGUUCGCCAAUUCCCAGGCUCUAGGGGGACACCAGAACGCACACAAGAAGGAGCGACAGCAGCUGAAGCGGGCCCAAUUGCAAGCCACCCGCGGUAUGAUUAGGAAUCCCAUGAUCUCCGCCUUCGCUCCGCCGCCGCAUCUCCUCCCUUCCCCUCCGUCCGGCGGCGCUGGAUCCCUAAUUGGGCCUCCUUCUUGGGUUUAUUUGCCCCGUACCGCGCCGCCGUUUGGGGUCUCCCAUGGCGCCGUGUUUGGCGGCGGUGGCGGUGGUGGGAGGGGCGGAGGGGGUUUUUUGUACGGUGGUGGCGCCGGAGGGGAGCUGGGAUUGUCGGGUGGGUCCCACCAUAGUCCGGAUGGGCCGACUUCACUUAGCAGAUUCUCGAGAGGAGAAGGUGGGCCCAGUUUCGAUGACUCGUUGGGCUUGGACUUGCAUCUCAGUCUGGCUCCAGCUGGCCCGUGA